Molecule: messenger RNA, 2774 nt
Organism: Blastomyces dermatitidis ER-3
Lineage: Eukaryota; Fungi; Ascomycota; Eurotiomycetes; Onygenales; Ajellomycetaceae
Product: DNA repair protein rad18
Exons: 3
Coding region: 155-1423 (422 amino acids)
Biological process (GO): protein monoubiquitination; DNA damage tolerance
Cellular component (GO): Rad6-Rad18 complex; nucleus
Molecular function (GO): ubiquitin protein ligase activity; single-stranded DNA binding
Source: RefSeq, a predicted model, not a curated record
GAGAGAUUUGGCCGCAAUAUGAGUACUUUACAGCUGCAAGAUCAUAUAUAUUAGUUAAAGAAACAACGGUACUCCUUUAUGUUUGAAUACCCCUUUCUUCCCCUUUACUCUCAAUUUCACCACCCUUCUCUCCGUACACGAAACUUCAGUGUAAAUGGAUCAUGCCUACGACAUCACGGACUCGACAGAUUGGCUCGGCACGCCCCUCUCCCAGCUCGCCCGUGUAGAAUCCGCCCUACGAUGUCAAGUAUGCAAAGACUUCUUCGAUAAUCCCGUCAUCACCUCUUGUUCACAUACCUUCUGCUCUCUAUGUAUACGCCGAUGUCUAAGUACGGAGGGGAAAUGUCCCGCCUGCAGGACCGCGGAUCAGGAACUCAAGCUGCGAAGGGACUGGGCGAUGCAGGAGAUGGUAGACUCUUUUAAGCUGGCAAGACCUAGCGUUUUGGAGUUUGCGAGAACUGCUACUGUGAGAACGGAUGAGCCGGAGGAAGACCUCCAACUGCCUGCAGCGAAGAAGCGGAAGAUAGAUUCAGGGGUAUCUGCGCCGGAGAAUGGCAAUGCAGCGACCCGUGCUAAGGGCCGGAGAACACGUUCACAAAGUAGAAGAUCGGAGGAUAAAGGUCUGCAAACACAGGUGGAGGUUAUUGAAGAUACGGAGGAUGAGGAUUUGGAACGAGAUGAUGCCCUUGUUGCAUGCCCAGUCUGCCAGCGGAGAAUGAAAAAUGAGGCUGUAUUCGCCCAUUUGGAUAGUUGCACUGGCUCCUCAGAUCCACCGAAGCCGUCCGUAUCAUUUGGACCUUUACGAAGUCAUGCUCCAACAAAUACCCCAAAACGCCUCCCGACAUUAAACUACUCGCUCCUGAAGGACACAGUUCUGCGGCGAAAGCUCAAGGAGCUAGGAAUUGCCGACUGGGGUCCUAAACCCUUGUUACAAAAGAGGCACACGGAGUGGAUGAAUAUAUGGAAUGCAAACUGUGAUUCCAAGGUACCUAAAUCGAAACGGGAGCUAUUACGGGAACUCGAUAUCUGGGAGCGGACACAGGGUGGUCAGGCACCAACUGCUGGUAUCUCAACAUCUUCAGUAAUGCGCAAGGAUUUCGAUGCCUCCGCUUGGACGACAACGUAUGGUGACGACUAUAAGGCACUCAUUGCCAAUGCUCGCAGAAAAACGCAACAAAUGGUGCAGGUGGCUCAUUCCGAAACCGCUCUAACAACAGAUGAAGGCGCGGGAACCGCAGGCAAUGAACGUGAUCCAGCUAUAACCAAAUCAGCUCCACGUGACACUCGACAUGAGACUCAGGGAGUCGAGAGUGAAUCGAAAAAUGAUGCAAUUGGUGGUGCUGUGAAUGAGGUAAAUGGAGAGGAUCAAAGUGUGGGCAUGGAACUUGAUAGACAGAGAAUUUUAGAGGACGCUGUGGAGUGAUAUAUCUUUCUCCUUUUCGAGAUCGAAUGGUGUUCUAGUGGCGUUUUAAGGCUAACGAAUAAAUGUAUCCAAUACAUGGUACGAGCAGUAUUUGUCUCCCAAAAUUGUGCCAUUGCCUCCGGGGUAUCUAUUCUGCUAUAACCUGUUCAGCUUUCUGCGCCUCCGUAUUCUCCCUGUCUUCGAUAGACAUAUUUGAUAAUUUUCCAAUGCUAUCGUCAAGCUCGGAGUCGUAGUCUACUACCGUUGCAUUCUCUUUCUCAGCUUUACGCCGCGCUUCAGCUUCAAUCGCUGAUUUCUCGAAUCGUUCAAGCUCCGCCAAUUUUCGUUGCGUUGCUUCCGCUUCCUCAGCAUCGCGUGCUUCUCGUUCCUGUUUCUCCAUAGAGGCAAGCUCAUCGUCCAGCUCGUCUUCAUCAACUGCUUCUCCAGCCUCAUUGAUGAUAUUCCCAACUUCAUCGACCUUACUCAUCUCCUCUCGCAGCUCUUCCAGAACGUCUUCGACUCUCUCCACCCCACCGACUUGGGCAUGUAAGGAUCGAAGGGCGCCGGCGCUGGCUUCCAUGACUCGUACGAUAUCUAUCUGGUCUGCUGCCUGCUCCAGUUUCAUGUAGACUUCUUCGAGUUGGAGUAAAGUAUCUGUCCGUUGCUUGAGAUUGUUUUCUGCCAUCUUUUUGGACCUCAGUGCAGACAGAGCGACCACUCGGUUCUUGUUUGUCACUGCAUCCUUCGCUCUCAAUGACGAUUCCUUGAUUUUCGACUCGAGAAGUGCGACUUGUCCGAUCAAAUUUGAUAUUAACGUUUUCAAAGACGCGAUCGUCCGAUCUUCGUGUGUUAUUGAGUUAACGUUGUUUUUGGCGCUUUUAAAUUUAACCGUCUAAAUACUCCUCAGUUACGUAUUUAUCGAAAUACAAUAGAUGUGCAUACCUCUCCAUCAUAAAGAAUCGCGUUUUCAUCCCUAGAUAAGAAUGUCAGGAGGACAUCGACAUCCAAGUUUGAUAACACGGCUCCUCCACCUAUAUUUGCAAAUCGCUUCGUGAAAAGUUCUUUUGAGUAUAUAAGGUCGGUAUUUGACCUAUGGGAGCUUGAGGCUGUUGCAACGAUGCGUUUCCCAACUUCCUAGACACAUAAAUAUCAAGAGAUUCAGUUAGAGGAGUUUGACUCGGGAGUGGAGCUUGACUAAGAACAUAUUUCAAUGUGAAAAGCUGAGGAGAGUCAUUUCUAGUCAUAUAUACCUUUAAAUUAUCCACCAAAACCAAAUUCAUAACUUGUAAAUUUCCUGAUCCACCUGAAUGACCUUCGGAAUCGAAUAGGAAGGCCCUUAACUGCUUCAUACUCCAACCCAUAACUUGUGAUA